Lodderomyces beijingensis is the source of this 5043-nucleotide messenger RNA. The record is from the annotation of a GenBank genome assembly. Lineage: Eukaryota; Fungi; Ascomycota; Pichiomycetes; Serinales; Debaryomycetaceae.
AUGUCAAGCAAAACAAAGAGUCGGAACCGUCUACUAUCAUCCCACAAGAGUACAAGCCACAGUAACUCUUCCACUAGGGAUGAAUUACUCCAGUUGAAAUAUCAGAUGGAGAAACCGGCACUUCCGAUCUACCCCCUAGAGGAGACUAGUGAACAAAUCUCAAACUCUGCAUCCGGUUCCAAGACACGAAACUCAAAUGAACCAAAGACUUUUUUGCCAACGGAAUUGACUUACCCUGAUUUCACACCGUGGAAAGAUCACACCCAAGUGGCCAAGAACUCGCAAGACAAGGCUGAAAGCCAGAGCCAGAACCAGAACCACUCGUAUUUGACCAAGGGCUUUUUUGAAGCCCCCCAUGUCCAAAAUGAAUACUAUUCAGGCCGGAAUUUGUUGCAAGCGACGCUUUUCUUGUCUACUGAAAAUUGCAACAAGGUAGUAGCAGAGUUGUCUCAGCACUUGGCCAGCUCAUACAAGGCCCGCAAUGAAACUAUCAACAAGAUCAAGUUUGACUCGAACCAUUUUAGAAUACCGCCGCGGGUCACGCUCACUGCUUCGAGAAAGGAGAGCUGGUUACGUGAUUUGAGCAACCCCCAAGUUCCCUUGCAGCGUGUUGGGGAGAAGAUCCCCCAUGGGAUCAGGAACAAGGUGCUUGUUGAUUCGUUGACUUGCAAGCGCGUGCCUACUGACCGGGCGUUGUGGUUUACGAAAUGCAUCUUGUACGGCGAGCUUUAUGCCUUGAGGAGGAAAGUUCAGUCUCGCAUGUCGAAUGCUGGUGGAGGUAAUAGUGGUAUCGGUGCAUCCGCUGUUGAAAAUUGCAGCGUUGAGAAAUACGAGCUCCUCUGGUUGCAAGAUUGGACUCAACAAGUUGCAGAUUAUAUCUUCAAAUUCUCCAAAGACGUGUCUCUUGUUUCGAGCUUGGAGAUGAAAGACUCAUGCAUGAGGAAAUUGAAUUACUUGUUGGAUCUCACGAGAUCAUAUUACAUUGAGGCGCUUAUCGAUAAACAGUUUUUCCUUUCUUUCAUCUUGAAGCCGUUGAAAGAUGGCAUAUCGUUGGACCCGCUGUUUCUUGAAGAGUUACUGUUGAAACGCGCCAGGGAUGAGGAUGAUGAUCUCGAUGAUCUCGAUGAUCUCGAUGAUGGAGACCAUGUGGACCACGCUGUUGCUGGUGUUGCUGAUGCUGUACUGGACGAGGCUAGAUUGGAGUUGGACUAUGGUCAACGUCUCCUUUCGCUUUCAUUCAUCAAGAUGUUUUGGAAUGACAUCAUCUUGUAUGAUUACUUGGCUACGGAGAUGAGUGGGCUUUUAUUGCUCAACUACUAUUUCAUCACCAAAUUUCUGCGUUGGUCCAAAACUGCCGAGUUACCGGAGUCCUUAAAGUCAAACUUGGUCAAACUAAUCACGGAUACCGUCAUUUAUCUAUUCAAAUACAACACAAACUUCUUUGUCAUUCCCGACACUUGGAAACUAGCUGAGUCCGCGUUGAAUGCGAUCCUCAUACCUCAUGCUGAUAGCAUUGAUGAGAUGGGAAGAGAAAAGAUUUUGAAACAGUUGGAGUUGGUCAAGUACAGAAAUGAAAGCUUGGUUCUCAAUCUGAAGAGCCAGCAGCUCUCCCCGGAGGAGAUAAGCAAGCAGCAGCAGCAACAGCAGCAACAGCAGCAGCAUCCUACGCCCAUGUCUCAAAGAGAAAAGAGCACCAGGAACAGAAAUUUGCUGAGCACAGUCUCGCGAGUUAUCGAAAGUUUAGACUCGCUCCGACUUAAUCAAGAGUUGGCCCGAUUGUUAAAACCACAAAAUGUGGCCACUAGUACGACGACCACCAACGCGACCACCACUAGUACCGUUUCCGAUUGGAAAGUCAAUUUGAGGUUUGCUUUGCUUUGGUGUGUUUCCAAGUGGAGAGACUGGCCCGAUCAGCAAAAUAACGUCAACAUCUUGAUUGUUUGCAAGUUUUUAAAAAAGUCGGUUUACACUAUCAUCUUUGACAAGGCUUCCAAAUCAGAGUUUGAAAAUGAGAUUCUAAACAUUAUUGAUUUUAUGGCUGCAAAUGACCGACUUUCAAUCGAUAAGCACCGGUUGUUUAUCUUGAUCAAUGAGCUAGUUGAGCACAAACUAAUCACAAUUGCAUCGUACUUAAGAAAACUCAUUGCGUCAGGAGUGUUUUUCACUUUUGCACCAGAGGAAACCACUGAUUUGACAAGGGCUCCAGUGGCGUUGAGGACGCAUUUGGAAAUCUUGCAGAACUUGCCCGUUUCAAACAACAGACAAUGUAUCAGUAUCCUCAAAAAGUGGAAGCUUGAAGGCAGUGCCGAGAAACAAGUAUUGGAAGAAGCUAAGAGAUUAUUGAAACAGGAUUUCCUCGUCCCGAUAAUGAGAAAUAACGUGCAUGACUUGCCGGAUACUUGUCGCAACUCAAUCGAGUCGCUCAAUGUUGGAUCUAGGUACCUCGUUAUUGGCUGGUUCACAAAUGAGCUCCAUCUCAGUAUAAGCAAAACUACAAAAUUGAUCCAUUUCACUCCCGCAGUCAUCAUUGCGCUUUACCAGUUGUGUCUACUUUGCAAUAAUCUCGAUGUUUUCUUUGAGACGAUUGUCCCUACAAUUUUGCAAAAUGAUAGCGGGAUCGUGUUGGUUUACUUGGACGGGCUAUAUCUAAUAUCACGGCUAGUGGUGAAACAUUUCAAAUUGAUUAAACAAUUUUCAGACACGACAACGAAUAUCACAGCAUUGAACACGUUUCGUUUAAUUAUACAAAACUUUAUCGAGUUGGAAGCCAAUGAAUACAACUAUCUUGAUUUUGCCCAAGUGUGGCAGUUUAUCGACGGUGUUGUGGAGAAAGGUGGACGAGCUGGUAAUAAUAGUAAAAGAAGACGAGUCUUGGAUCCGUCAAUGGAAAAGUCAUCGAGCUCCUCUGCGACAAGCGUCAAUUUAGAAACACCCAUGCAGAUCAAUACCGUGGACUUAUCGGUAAUGAAUCAGACUCCAAGGUCGCGAGAGGUGUACACUUCUGAUCAUUUUUGGGAGGACUUGAACCGAUUGCGCAAUAAGAAGCCCACUGAACUCCCACUUGAUGAUUAUAAAGAUUUGACCUCUGCUGUUGGUGCAGAUGACGUCGACAAGCUCCUUGAUGUGUGGUACCUGCAAGUAGAUACCAUUUCCGAAGAUGAUGAAAUUAAGAUAGUCAAGCUUUUGAAACAUUUCGUGGCGAAAGAUGCCACUGCUAGUCAAGGCAAAAUUCAAUCGUUUUUGAGUUCCAAGAUUGGCCAACCAGACACUGAAACACUUUCCAUGUUGAGGAAACUUGUUGUUUUCGACAUGACCAAGAUGAGCCCGAUUGUUUUGAGAUGCGAGGACUUGAGUCUAUUAUACUCCUUGUUAAUGGACAUUAUUGGAUCUGAGAAGAAGAAAAAAACUGGCUUGUCAGCAAGCCAACAGGAGUUGUUCAACAUCCAUGUCAACAUGUUUAAGCGGAAAAAUGAGACAUUGUUGUUGGACUUGAUUACGCGAGGAUUGCUUCUGGGUGAACUAAGUCCCCAUGAUGACUCCAUAAUACAACAUCUCCGGCAUUGUGCCGCCACCGAGGGACAGCUUUUUGCUUCUAGAGUUGUUUUCAAAAUGCAAAGAGACGAGGCAGGAAAGUUGCUCGGUAUAUUAUUGGGCAAGACAGGGACAGGGAGCGGGGAUCUCGACCUUGACCCUGACUCCAUUCUCACGUUAGACAGUUUUGAAAAGGACUUUAUUGAAAUCAACGAAUUCAACUUGACCUUGUAUCAGCUACUAUUGAGCCGCAUUGCCGAGACACUUGAUGGCGUUGACACGAUGACCCGAAAUGAGCGCUGGCAGCAAUUUGUGUCCAGCUUGAUAGACUCUUUAUCUUUGUCGAUGCACACUUUGACAACUGGAAGAGCCAUCUUCGAUAUAUUUGAAGCUGUGCCCUGGACGCACAAGGAAUCCGUUCUCCAGGCAUUUGAAAAUAUGUUCAUGGCGCAGGCAGAAGGUGAAGGAGAAACACCGCUUAUAUUUCCUGGCAAUGGCAUUUUUUUAUCUUCAAUUGACGGGUUUUUGGGCAAGUUUCUAUUUUAUUCGUUGGGAAAGCUCGGCUGUUCUAGCGAAUUUGUACAGAAACUACUGGUGUUUACCAAAAAGUUGGUUUUGCUUUUAAAUGAAGAGCACGAAGGGAGCCAGACGGGAAAGAUCGACUUGUUGUUAUCGACGACGUUGAAGAUUCUUAUACUUCACAAGUCGAAUCUCUGCAGUUACAUUGCAGACAAGAUGGGGGAGCAAACUGCAGAUGCGUUGGUGGGACAAUUAAUUGACGUUGUCAAGUCCAAAUAUUUGGCAGAGUCAGAUGGCAAGUUUAGAAUUCUUCUUUGCGAUUUGUUAUUAUUGAUGAAGUCGACGGUGGCGGAAGAAUUGGUGCUGAAGCUGGAUUUCGAAACCUCGCCUGGUCUGGGUCUGGGUCUGGGUCUGAGCGGUAGUGGCAAUAGUGGUGGCGCAGGUGUCGGGGGUGGUGGCAAUGCUCAAAUAUCGGCAUCAGACGACUUGACAUCUGUGCCUCGAUACCCCGGCUCAACAGCUACAUUGCAGGUCCAAGAACUCUUUGACUUGCCCACUAUGAACGAGGCCAAUAUAUUCAAGGACGAAAUUGACGCUUCGCUAGUAAACUGCUCAAUAAUGCUCGAUCGCCAGGAACUAGACCAUGGCGGCGACUUUCAUGUUUUCAACAACAGCGGUAUCAAAGUAUGCUCAUCUAGAGUUGAUUCAUUUGGGCUAAAUUCGUUUGUUGGCAAUAUUUUGAGCUCAAACAAACACCACGGGGACUCACCACUGAAGCAAAAUGGUGGUCGAAACGUGCGUUCUUUCAAAAUGAAAAGUUAUGAAAUCUUGGAAGAUACUAGCACUAGCAGCAGCUCAAGUGCCAGCGCCAACACCAGCACCAGUGCUAAUACCAAUACCAAUAACAACAGCACUACUACCUCAGCUGUUAAUGAUGCAUGUAUUAACUUGCUGUUACUUGAUGCCUAUGCUACUAAGGAGAAUCCUUUAUAA